Messenger RNA from Vigna angularis (adzuki bean), 1182 nucleotides. Lineage: Eukaryota; Viridiplantae; Streptophyta; Magnoliopsida; Fabales; Fabaceae. The record is from the annotation of a RefSeq genome assembly.
AUGACUAUAAGGAACCAACGAUUCUCUCUUCUUAAAGAACCUAUAUCCUCCACACUUAAUCAACAUUUGAUAGAUUAUCCAACCCCGAGCAAUCUUAGUUAUUGGUGGGGCUUCGGUUCGUUAGCUGGUAUUUGUUUAGUCAUUCAGAUAGUGACUGGCGUUUUUUUAGCUAUGCAUUACACACCUCAUGUGGAUCUAGCUUUCAACAGCGUAGAACACGUUAUGAGAGAUGUUGAAGGGGGCUGGUUGCUCCGUUAUAUGCAUGCUAAUGGGGCAAGUAUGUUUCUCAUUGUGGUUCACCUUCAUAUUUUUCGUGGUCUAUAUCAUGCGAGUUAUAGCAGUCCUAGGGAAUUUGUUCGGUGUCUCGGGGUUGUAAUCUUCCUAUUAAUGAUUGUGACAGCUUUUACAGGAUACGUACUACCUUGGGGUCAGAUGAGCUUUUGGGGAGCUACAGUAAUUACAAGCUUAGCUAGCGCCAUACCUGUAGUAGGAGAUACCAUAGUGACUUGGCUUUGGGGUGGUUUCUCCGUGGACAAUGCCACCUUAAAUCGUUUUUUUAGUCUUCAUCAUUUACUCCCCUUUCUUUUAGUAGGCGCCAGUCUUAUUCAUCUGGCCGCAUUGCAUCAAUAUGGAUCAAAUAAUCCAUUGGGUGUACAUUCAGAGAUGGAUCAAAUUUCUUUUUACCCUUAUUUUUAUGUAAAGGAUCUAGUAGGUUGGGUAGCUUUUGCUAUCUUUUUUUCCAUUUGGAUUUUUUAUGCUCCUAAUGUUUUGGGCCAUCCCGACAAUUAUAUACCUGCUAAUCCGAUGCCCACCCCGCCUCAUAUUGUGCCGGAAUGGUAUUUCCUACCGAUCCAUGCCAUUCUUCGUAGUAUACCUGACAAAUCGGGAGGUGUAGCCGCAAUAGCACCAGUUUUUAUAUGUCUGUUGGCUUUACCUUUUUUUAAAAGUAUGUACGUGCGUAGUUCAAGUUUUCGCCCUAUUCACCAAGGAAUAUUUUGGUUGCUUUUGGCGGAUCGCUUACUACUAGGUUGGAUCGGAUGUCAACCUGUGGAGGCACCCUUUGUUACUAUUGGACAAAUUCCUCCUUUUGUUUUCUUCUUGUUCUUUGCCAUAACGCCCAUUCCGGGACGAGUUGGAAGAGGAAUUCCUAAUUCUUACACUACGGAUGAGACUGAGAUGUGA